AUGGGGAUCACUUUUGCAUGCCAGUCUUAAAAGAAGGAAAAGAAGAAAAAUGCUCAAUAUCUCAUUGUAAUCAGCAAGUUUGUUAACGCAUGUAAUUAUGUUGUCAUUCUAUUCAUACAGUUGAUAAUUAUGAAUUACACAUGUUGCUGAUGAUUUACAGAGACUUGGCAGGCCGUUCUUAAAAUCACUUAAUUUGUAGAGACAUCUUCAAUACUUAUUUUAAAAUUAUAGUUUGUAGAAUAGUGAUGAUUAAUUUAGGGAAUAUGGGGCGAAUAAAUAUUCAAUAAAUUUACACACAAAUAAGAACACUAUAUGAGUUUUGAAGAAUUUCUUACUGGAUUGUAAAUGUAUAUAAAAUGUUCAGAAGAUCAGCAAAUCAAAAACCUAUUCAAAUUGUAUGAUCUACAAAAUCAAAAUGGAAUUGCUAAAACUGACUUUUUACAAAUGGUAUUUUUUGCAAUUUAUAUUUUUAGUUACAUAAUUAUUCAAAAGAAGAACUUAAGAUCAUCUUGAAUGAUUAAUUAUUUUUAGAAGAAUAAGAAAUCAUAAAUGCCUAUCAUCGCACCAAGCGAGUCAAACCUCGAAAAGGAAGUGAAGACUUCCUCAAAAUGUCACGUAAAUUUUGCAAUCCAUUCUAGUGUAAAUGUUAAGAAAGUACAGCAACCUUUCAGAAAAUAAGGAGUCAAAUUAAAAUGAGCAUUAAAACCUCUAAUAGCCAGAUGUCUUGCAAAGUCUGAAUUCCAAACAAUCGAUUGAUCAGAUUUUCACAUUGGACAGCAAAGCAUAAUUGAAUGGCAUUCCAUUGAAAGGAUUUGGUAUAAACCUCACAUUUCAAGUAUGUUUAUGGAAUAUAUUCUAUAGGUCAAUGGAUAGAAGAUUGAAAUGCAAGCCAAUUUGAAUCUGCUAAUCAAGAAAUACGUGGAGAUGGUUUACAAGGCAAAGAAAGACUUACCGAUAAAUUUGGAAGAUUUUACAACUUUUGUUAAACAUCAUCCAAAUUUAAUCAUGCCAUUGUAUUGUGUAUUCAAUUUUGAUGUUUGGGGAUUGCAGAAUAAUUUACCUAAAUACAAGAGUUUGUAAACUAAUUUAACUCAUUAUAGACCAUUAGAUAUUCAGGGAGAAUUAUAUAGAAUGUCAAAGAAGAACAAAAUUAAGUCUAAGUUCUGUCAACUCUAUCCGAAUAUCUUGAUGGAAUUCAAGAAUAAAAACGACAUCAAACCAACAAGUAUGUGGAAUUAUUUAAACAAUUAGAGAUCAUUUGUUUGAGUGGAUUGAUAAUCAAAGAAAGAGUUGAUCAAACCAAUUAGAAAUUUGGAUUCGAAAUCUUCCAUAAGAAUUAACACUAUAAACAUAAAGUCUAUCAUUGCUCUGAUGAAAUGUCAUUUCGAGACUGGUAACGAGCUUUGUCCCUAUAUUUUAAUGGAGAAGUUAAUAAGAAAUAUUCUAUUCUUAAUAAGAUAGGGGAGGGCAAAUACUCCAUUGUUUACAGAUGUCAAGCCAAGAUUGAUCAGCAAUUCUACGCUUUAAAAGUAAUCAAUAAGAUGAAUCUCCCCCAAGAAGAGUAGGAUAUAGUGAAACAUGAAAUAAGUAUCACCAAAUUAUUAAAUCAUUCUUGUAUAAUUAAUUUGAUUGAUUCUAUUGAGAAUAGGGAUCAGAUACACAUUAUUACAGAAUUAAUAGAAGAUGGAGAUCUGUUUGAUUAUGUUUAAAAUAAACAAUACUUAGACGAAAGUGAAGCAGCCAUUAUUUUUAAUUAGUUACUAGAUGCUCUGUAAUACAUUCAUUCGAUUGGAAUAGUACACAGAGACAUAAAGCCUGAGAACAUUUUGAUGGUCUUGGAUUAAAAUACUGUUAAGCAAAUUAAAUUGAUUGAUUUUGGUUUGGCUAAUCAUCUCUCAAAGAUCCAAAAGAAUAGUGAACAUUUGAAUUAUCAUUGUGGGACAUGCAAUUACUAAGCACCUGAAAUGUUGCAAUUUUAAGAAAUCACAUUUUCAGUUGAUGUAUUCGCACUUGGAGUGAUAUUGUAUUAUAUGUUAAGUGGAUACUUGCCAUUUGAUUCUGACAUACCAUACGAGAUCAUAUAGAAUACCAUAAAUGGCAUAUAUAGUAUGGAUGAUUAUCAUUGGCAAUGCGUAAGUGAAGAAGCAAAAGACCUCAUAGUGGGUUUGUUACAAAAUUAGCCUAGUAAGAGACUCACUCUAAAAGAGGCCAAGGAACAUAAGUGGAUGAAAGAGUAAUUGGUUAAGAAUAAUAAAUGAUGAAUUAUUUAUUUCAAAUCAAAC
Molecule: messenger RNA, 2282 nt
Organism: Paramecium octaurelia
Lineage: Eukaryota; Ciliophora; Oligohymenophorea; Peniculida; Parameciidae
Source: the annotation of a GenBank genome assembly